Messenger RNA from Monascus purpureus, 3343 nucleotides. Lineage: Eukaryota; Fungi; Ascomycota; Eurotiomycetes; Eurotiales; Aspergillaceae. The record is from the annotation of a GenBank genome assembly.
GAGACGUCCAUUCCUACCUCCAAGGCUGAGUAUUCUGUCUACUUUACUCAAAUCUGCUCCUUCUCAGAUGGCCUCUGACUGACUCUGAAUCCUCCCCGGCAUUCCUGCUGCCGUGAUGACUCAGUGUUGUUCAUCUCUCUCCUUUAUCUCUUAACGCCGCUACUACCGAUUACUAGCUUAUGCUUUGACCAUCUCCCUCUUCCCCGUCAUCACAUUUGUCGGACGAGGGAAAUGACAUCUUCGAACAUAUUAUCGCGUUUUCUCCCCGCUACGGGUUCGCCGUCUGUUUACGAAGCUAUUCGCCAACACGAUGUUGACUCGGACGCUUCCGACGUUGAAGAGCGUGCCGGUAUGACCCUGGAUGAUGAGCCGCAGGAUCAUUUCAGUGAUCGUGAGCUCGAGGAGGCCCUGGCUGAUGCCAGGGAAAGUCAGACUGCGAGUCCAAGUUCUCCGUUCCUCUCCCAGCGGCGGGCCUCUGGGCAGCGUCGCGGGAAUUCUGCCUCCGUCCGUCGUCGAUGGUUUCAAGACUACCCUUCCGGCGUGGAGACUGACGAUCGAGAUGAUGAUGUCCCUCCGUCUCUUUUAAUAGAGGGCCACGAGGAAGGCGAAACUUUCAAUCCCCAUCGUCCUCCACCCCCUCCCCACGAUCCCUCCGAUUCGGUACCCCCUCUUCCAGGAGCGUCGACGCGGGUAAACCGAGCUCGCUGGGAAGCAACAAGAGCGCAGCAACCCCUUUAUCCGGUAAAUCAAAGGUCUCCGCCACCAGCAAGGUGGUCUGUCGGCCAACAUCCAGGCCUGGCCGCGGUGGAUCCCAAAGAGAAAGCGAUGUGGAGGUGGGCGAAUGUCGAAAACCUGGACAAUUUCUUGAAGGACGUUUACGAGUAUUACUUGGGCAAUGGGAUCUGGUCGAUUAUGCUCAGUCGAGCUCUGAAUCUUCUGUAUGUUCUCAAGAGUCCUCCGUCGCCUCCGCAAUCAUAGCAAUGGGGAGAAAUAUAGAUAUAUAUACACACACACACAUGCAUACUAACGUCGCUGAUAGCACGCUAGCAUUCGUCGUGGGGUUCACAGUCUUUCUCUCCAGUUGCAUUAAUUAUGGCAACGUUCGAGGUAGCAGAAAAUUCGAUGACAUUCUUAUCCAGGAAUGCACCGCGAAGAUGUCCGCAUCUUCCACCUUUUUGUUGUGGUUAUUCACCUUCUUCUGGAUCGGAAAACUAUUUCAGUUUUUUCUGGAUAUCAGAAGAUUAAGACAUAUGCAUGACUUCUUCUUCUACCUGCUGGGCAUUUCAGAUUCUGAGAUUCAGACAAUAUCGUGGCAGGAGGUUAUAAGUCGAUUGAUGGGGCUUCGAGACGCAAAUCCUGCCACCGCCGGUGCUGUCUCUGCGAAACAUCGGAAGUUCAUGGGUAGUCAAUCAAAGCAAAGAAUGGAUGCUCACGAUAUUGCAAAUCGGUUGAUGCGCAAGGAGAACUAUCUGAUCGCGUUGGUCAAUAAAGAUAUACUAGACCUAACACUUCCUAUCCCGUUUCUGAGGAACAGACAGCUUUUCUCGCGAACACUAGAAUGGAAUAUCCAGCUUUGUAUCAUGGACUAUGUUUUCAACGAUCAGGGUCAAGUCCGAACGUUGUUUCUCAAAGAUACCCACAGGAGAGCUCUGAGUGAUGGUCUGCGUCGGCGUUUCAUCUUUGCAGGGUUCAUGAACAUCUUCGUAUCCCCUUUUAUUGUGGUCUAUUUCCUGAUGCAUUACUUCUUCCGCUAUUUCAAUGAGUAUAAGAGGAAUCCUUCGCAGAUCGGUUCUCGACAGUAUACUCCCCUUGCAGAGUGGAAGUUCCGUGAGUUCAAUGAGCUCUGGCACCUCUUCGAACGUCGGAUCAAUUUGUCGUAUCCCUUUGCUAGCCGCUACGUCGACCAGUUCCCGAAAGACAAAACUGUCCAGCUGGCUCGCUUUGUGGCCUUCGUUUCCGGUGCCCUCGCCUCAGUGUUGGCCCUUGCCUCUCUUGUGGAUCCCGAGCUGUUUCUGGGUUUCGAGGUCACCCACGAUCGAACAGUCCUAUUCUAUCUCGGCGUCUUUGGUUCCGUCUGGGCCGUGGCCAGAGGCAUGGUGCCCGAAGAAACUGAUGUUUUCGACCCCGAAUUCGCCCUGCUCGAAGUCAUCGAUUACACUCACUACUUUCCAACCUCUUGGAAAGGGCGGCUGCAUAGCGAUGAAGUCCGAAAGGAGUUUGCAAUGCUCUAUCAAGUGAAGAUUGUUAUUUUUCUAGAGGAAAUUUUGAGCAUGAUAUUUACACCUUUUAUUCUCUGGUUCAGUUUGCCCAAGUGCAGCGACCGCCUGAUUGAUUUUUUCAGAGAAUUCACCGUCCAUGUCGAUGGUAUGGGAUAUCUUUGUUCAUUUGCUGUGUUCGACUUCAAAAAGAACACCAAUACGAUCCCACACAACCGUCAGCCUGGUCUCGCGAGGCAGGACCUCCGAGCGGAUUACUUCUCUACCAAAGAUGGCAAGAUGCUUGCAUCGUACUAUGGUUUCUUAGAUAACUACGGCGCCAAUCCUCGACCAGGCCAGCCUUAUAUGUAUCCUUCUUCUAGGCGGCCCUUCCACCCUCCACUUACGUUUCCGACACUUGCACCCCCAUCUGGGGCGGAGAUGCCGACUGGCGACCGAUUUGAUCACAUGCAGAUGCGGCAGACACCAAACAUGGGUGCGCCUUUGAGUCACCAAUCCACGGCAGGCCUUCGCGUAGGAAACCUGGGCGUGGGCGACGCUGGUUCUCCUGCUCCGUCAGUGCUUCUUGAUCCGCAUCACCAACCAUCCUCUUCCGGCUUCCGCUCCAUGAAUCGAGCGUCUGCCUUUCCGCGCUACAGAUCGACCCGUCAACCACAGCCCGUCUCUGAUCCCAUUGAGGACGAAGAUGAAACCUCACCUACGGGGAUUCGCAGUCAUUCUGCAAAACAGCCGGCUCAUGCGAGCGGAGGCAUAGGCAUCGGUACUAGCGAGAGCAACCUGGGAGAUUCGUGGCGGGUAAACCUGCUGGACAAGGAAGACACUGACGAUGCUGAGGAAGGCGAGAAUGUAGAUGCUGUUGUUGGGGGAGCAGGAGUUCUCGGGUUAAUCCAGCAAUUUCAGAAAGCGAACACUGAAGGUAGAGGUCGAACUGCGGUAGGCAUCUAGAUCGUUUUUGCUGUUCUUGGUUUUGUUUUGGUUACGGUGGUUCUUCACGGCCUUUGGCAGGCUUGACAAGAAGGGUGUAUAUUCUUAGGAUCCAAAAGGAGCGGAGUAAAGGAACAGGCGUUCUUCUAUGGGCUGCAUAAGAGGAUAGCUGAAUAGCAAUGCGAUUAACUUAAACACUUGGA